Molecule: messenger RNA, 383 nt
Organism: Racocetra persica
Lineage: Eukaryota; Fungi; Glomeromycota; Glomeromycetes; Diversisporales; Gigasporaceae
Source: the annotation of a GenBank genome assembly
AACUAAAUACUAUUUGAUACAAAAAUAUAAUCAACUCUACAAACCUCCGAAUCGUUUUGAUUGGAAGAUUCGUUAUUGCAAGAAAGAAAUUUUGAUUGAUAUCGAUAAAGACAAAUAUGUUAAACUCCGAUCUUACGACGGAACACCAUAUUGUGUAUUAAACACCGACACUUUAAUAUUUCUUGAAUCGAGUAAAUUUAACGAUUAUAGAAAAAAAAAAUGUGAUGUUUGUGGGGAUUUUACAUAUUGUGCCAUGUGCCUUUACGAUUUUCACAAGGCCGAUAUAUCUGAAUCUAAACAAAAAUUAGAAAAAGUGACACCUGCGAUUGACAUUGGAAAUUUUAUAUAUUAUUAUAUAAAUAAUUGUAUCAAUUGUAGACAAG